AUCAUUUCAUCAGCAGCAGAUGCAAAAACAAGUUGCAAAACAAGUGGAAACGUAAUUUUCUUGGUGUACCGAACUGCUACAAUUGCUGAUCCUCCACUGCCCCUUAUCGUGGCCGAGGGGCCCAGAUUUUACCUUCCGUUCCAGCUUGUUUCGUGACGACGUAGUCGAGCCGAAGUGAGAAAAAAGGAACACGCAGAGAUGGCAGCGAUAAAAGUAGGCUGGUAAUUGGCAACGGGUUCAGCGAAAACCGUCAUUCCUCGAGUGUAACAAAAAGGGGUCUCAAGUGUAACAGAAAAGGGGCCAGGCCAGGCAGUGUCUUCGUUCGGUUUGUAAAUUACGGCGUACACCACCAGCGCAGCGCACAUUCAGUCCGUGGUGUCUUUGUUGUCUACAUUUUUACGCCCAAGUAAGAGGAAGUGCGCUGAAGAGCGCAAAAUAACCGUGUUUGUGAACAUCACAAAGUGUGCGUAGAGAAAGUUCGCUGCUUGCUUUUGCUCGCGAAUUGCUUUGUGGACAGCCUCUCGCAGUCGCCGCCGCCGUCGCGGUGGAGUUCAUCAUGGAAUCGUGUGCCGCCGUCGAGAAGGAGGUGGAAAAGGUGAUUAACAAGUUUUCCGCCAUCAACGACCAUUCGCAGCGUAUCAUUGGCGAUGUGAUUGCGUUCAUCGAAAAGCUGCGCUCAUCGCUCGCGGAAGGUAACGAAGCGCCGCGGCCGGUUGGCUGGUCAGUUGGUUGGCUGUGUGUGCUUACAUUUGGCGGCCUAUUUUUAGGUACCCCGGACGAUAAACUCACGCCCGGCCAGGUGGAGGUGCUGAACGACGCGCUGAAGAAGGUGAAAGACAAGCUGCACCGGCUCACGACCGAGCAUCGCGAUCUGCACGGUACCGUGAGCAAGGUGGGCAAGGCGAUCGACCGCAACUUCGUGGCCGACUUCACGGCGACAUCGCGCACGGAUGUGCUCCAAUCGGAGCGCAAUCUGGUGCUGCUGAACAAGAUCAUGGCCCAGCACUUUUACCGCCAGGGCAUGGACGAUGUGGCCGACGCGCUCAUCAAGGAGUCGGGCAUCCCGCGCGAGGACAUCGUGCCGGAGCCGUACGCGGAGCUCCACCGCAUCUGGGAGGCGAUCCACAACGGCAACCUGGCGCCCGCCCUCGAGUGGGCCGCCCAGUACUCGGACGAGCUCGAUGCCCGGAACAGCGCACUCGAGUUUAAGCUGCACCGUCUCGCGUUCAUGCAGAUACUGAACGGUGGCGUACAGGCGCAAACCGAAGCCAUCGCGUACGCUCGCACCAACUUUGCCAAGUUCGUGCGGCGCUUCGAGAAGGACAUCCAGAGCCUGAUGGGCACGCUCAUCUAUCUACCGAUCGGUGUGCACAACUCACCAUACAAAUACCUUACUGCCCCGGAAAUGUGGAUCGAAACCGCCGACGUGUUCCUCAAGGAUGCCUGCCAGCUGCUGAGCAUCAACAAAGACUCGCCCCUGUCGGUGAUAGUGAACGCCGGAUGCACGGCACUGCCGGCCCUGCUCAACCUGAAACAGGUGAUGAUGUCCCGCCAGGUGACGGGCAUUUGGAACGGGCGUGACGAGCUGCCUAUUGAAAUCGAUCUCGAACCGGAAAACCGGUUCCACUCCAUCUUCGCCUGUCCCAUUCUGCGGCAGCAGAGCUCGGAAGACAACCCACCUAUGAAGCUACUCUGUGGCCACGUCAUAUCCCGCGAUGCUCUUAACAAACUCAGCAAUGGACCGAUAUUAAAGUGCCCGUACUGUCCCAUGGAGCAGUCACCGUCGGAUGCCAAGCUGAUAUACUUCUAAAGCGCGGGUUCCUUCGAUGAAACCUUCCGUGACAUCCGUGUCUGUUAAAAGCUUAGCAAAAGUGUGUGCGUGUGCGUAUAAGGUAGUGGAAUCUUUCUCCUUUCUGCUGGUGAUGGAGGUCUUCGGUCCCAGGACUCGGGACCCGGGCGCCGGACGACGAAGCAGCGCGAUCGACUCUCCCAGGAUACACACCGUUUUUGAGUUUAUCGCAACCAUCCCUGAUUCAACCUGCAGCUGUGUCCGGCACCGGCACGAAACUAAGAUUAGGGACGGGACCGGUACGAAUGGUGCGCGCACGAGUCUCGUGUGUGGUAGUUUGUUAUUUAUGGAUACGUUAUAGACAAGCAAGGCUACUUUGUUUGAUUGUUUGGUGUGCACUCUCUGGUCCUUCUUUCGUGAGUGGUAAGAAAGGAGACGAUAGGAAAGUGAGACGCUCCACAGGAUAUAGGGAAAUGAAUUUAUUGGCAUGCUCCUCCAGCAUGCAAUGCUACGUGAAGAAAAGGGACAAGGGACCCACCACCAGUGGUGGGUUUUCUGAGGGCGAUGCGUUACGCACCGCGGAGCGGACACGGGCAAGUGAGUGACGAAUUAAGCAGCGCCCGGGCUCUCGGGCUCCAGAGCCCUGAAAGAUUCACGAACCACGGGACAUCAAAUAACUUUUACUGCGACAAAGUUUAACAACAAAAAACUGGCUGUAAAUAUAUACAUACAUGAACAUAUUAUAUUUUUUAUUGAUGACAAAAUAAAAUCAAGCGCGUAUAUAUAUAAAUAUAUAGGAAAUGGA
This is a messenger RNA of Anopheles cruzii, 2594 nucleotides long. It is a transcript of the gene Sou, whose product is annotated as E3 ubiquitin-protein ligase RMND5A. The record is from RefSeq and is a predicted model, not a curated record. Gene Ontology annotation, biological process: proteasome-mediated ubiquitin-dependent protein catabolic process. The transcript has 3 exons. The coding region runs from base 557 to 1810 and encodes 417 amino acids. NCBI's taxonomy places the organism in Eukaryota, Metazoa, Arthropoda, Insecta, Diptera, Culicidae. Gene Ontology annotation, molecular function: protein binding; ubiquitin protein ligase activity. Gene Ontology annotation, cellular component: nucleus; GID complex; cytoplasm.